AUGGAAGCCGAAUACUUGAGGAGCGAGACCGCCUUUCUGGAAGAGUUGGUGUUUGGAAAUGGAGAUACCAUUGAACUUUCCUGUAACACCCAAGGCUCUUCUGUGUCUGUUUUCUGGUUUAAAGAUGGUAUUGGGAUUUCACCUACCAACAGAACUCAUAUUGGACAAAAACUGUUGAAGAUAAUCAAUGUGUCAUAUGAUGACUCAGGGCUGUACAGUUGCAAGCCAAGGCAUUCCAACGAAGUCCUGGGAAACUUUACAGUCAGAGUUACAGAUUCUCCUUCGUCGGGUGAUGAUGAAGAUGACGACGAUGAGUCAGAAGAUACAGGUGUCCCCUUCUGGACCCGGCCAGAUAAGAUGGAGAAGAAGCUGCUGGCAGUUCCCGCCGCCAACACCGUUCGCUUCCGAUGCCCAGCGGGUGGAAACCCAACUCCUUCCAUCUACUGGCUGAAAAACGGCAAAGAGUUCAAAGGGGAGCAUAGGAUUGGGGGCAUUAAGUUGCGACACCAGCAGUGGAGCCUGGUGAUGGAGAGUGUUGUGCCGUCAGAUCGAGGGAAUUACACCUGUGUUGUGGAGAACAAAUAUGGAAGCAUUAGGCACACGUACCAGCUUGAUGUAUUAGAAAGGUCACCCCACCGACCCAUCCUGCAAGCAGGGCUCCCUGCCAACCAGACCGUGGUGGUAGGGAGCAAUGUGGAGUUUCACUGCAAGGUCUACAGUGAUGCCCAGCCUCAUAUCCAGUGGCUGAAACACGUGGAAGUCAAUGGCAGCAAGUAUGGACCCGAUGGGACCCCAUAUGUCACGGUGCUGAAGACGGCAGGUGUUAACACAACGGAUAAGGAGCUAGAGAUUCUGUACUUGCGAAAUGUUACUUUUGAGGAUGCUGGGGAAUAUACUUGUCUCGCAGGGAAUUCUAUUGGGUUCUCACAUCACUCUGCUUGGCUGACGGUGCUACCAGCCGAGGAGCUCAUGGAAAUGGAUGAUUCAGGCUCAGUGUACACUGGCAUUCUCAGUUAUGGCACUGGCUUUUCUUUCCUUCUCCUGGUGCUGGUCUUGGUGAUUGUCUGGAGGAUGAAAAUGCCAAACAAAAAGGCCAUGAACACCCCCACUGUACAGAAAGUCUCCAAAUUUCCACUCAAGAGACAGGUGUCGCUGGAGUCCAACUCUUCCAUGAAUUCCAACACGCCCCUGGUCCGGAUCACGCGUCUCUCCUCCAGCGAUGGGCCAAUGCUGGCCAACGUUUCCGAGCUGGAACUGCCUCCAGAUCCCAAGUGGGAAUUGACACGUUCUCGCCUGACCUUGGGGAAGCCUCUUGGUGAGGGGUGUUUUGGCCAAGUGGUGAUGGCAGAAGCAAUUGGGAUUGAUAAGGACAAGCCCAACAAGGCCGUCACGGUUGCUGUCAAGAUGUUAAAAGAUGACGCCACAGACAAGGACCUUUCCGACCUGGUCUCUGAGAUGGAAAUGAUGAAAAUGAUUGGAAAGCACAAAAACAUUAUUAACCUCCUCGGUGCCUGCACACAGGAUGGACCACUCUAUGUGUUGGUGGAAUAUGCGUCAAAGGGGAACUUGCGGGAAUACCUCAGGGCGCGUCGCCCACCUGGCAUGGACUAUUCCUUCGACACCUGCAAGCUGCCCGAGGAGCAGCUGACAUUUAAGGACCUGGUUUCCUGCGCCUACCAGGUGGCACGGGGCAUGGAGUACUUGGCAUCUCAGAAAUGCAUUCAUCGCGACUUGGCAGCCAGGAACGUGUUAGUCACUGAAGAUAAUGUGAUGAAAAUAGCUGAUUUUGGCCUCGCUAGAGACGUUCACAACAUUGACUAUUACAAGAAAACCACCAAUGGUCGGCUGCCUGUGAAAUGGAUGGCUCCAGAAGCCUUGUUUGACCGGGUCUAUACGCACCAGAGCGAUGUCUGGUCCUUUGGAGUGCUACUAUGGGAGAUCUUCACUUUGGGAGGGUCUCCAUACCCGGGAAUUCCUGUUGAGGAACUCUUCAAGCUCUUGAAGGAAGGCCAUCGGAUGGACAAACCUGCGAACUGCACCCAUGAUUUGUACAUGAUCAUGCGGGAGUGCUGGCACGCCGUCCCCUCGCAGCGACCCACCUUCAAGCAGCUGGUGGAAGACCUGGACAGAGUCCUCACCGUGACGUCCACCGAUGAGUACCUGGACCUC
This is a messenger RNA of Manacus vitellinus (golden-collared manakin), 2169 nucleotides long. RefSeq names its product fibroblast growth factor receptor 3 (gene FGFR3). The record is from RefSeq and is a predicted model, not a curated record. Gene Ontology annotation, biological process: multicellular organism development; fibroblast growth factor receptor signaling pathway; protein phosphorylation. The annotation marks the transcript as partial. The transcript is spliced from 17 exons. NCBI's taxonomy places the organism in Eukaryota, Metazoa, Chordata, Aves, Passeriformes, Pipridae. Gene Ontology annotation, molecular function: ATP binding; fibroblast growth factor binding; fibroblast growth factor receptor activity. Gene Ontology annotation, cellular component: signaling receptor complex; membrane.